CGAGUUAUCAACGCAAUGGAGGCGAAUUCAAAUCCCACAACUCCCACGACGGCGGUGGCCACCACCACAUCCACAUCCAGUCCAUCGCCAGCUGCGAGCACCAGCAGCAAAGGACACAGUCAAGCCGCCUCCACUUGCUCCGCAUCCGCAUCCGCCUCUGCAUCCGCAUCCGUAUCCGCAUCCGCACCCGCCACACAGUCCCAGCUGCUAACCACAAGUCUGGAAAUCCACAAGGUGGAGGAUCUGUACAAUCUGUCCCUGGCCAGCGGCUUGUCCGAGGGUCAGAGAUCCCUUUCGGGAGCCCCGUCGGCCUCCUCCAGUCCCAUCAUGAGUCCGCAGGGCAAGAUAUUCGGAAGGAAUGCGAAUGGAACAAUGAUCACCACAUCGCGACCGGGCAACGAGGCGGAGGUGCAGCUGUACCGGGUCCUCCAGAGGGCCAGUCUGCUGGCCUACUACGACACCCUACUGGAAAUGGGCGGCGACGAUGUGCAGCAGCUGUACGAUGCCGGCGAGGAGGAGUUCCUCGAGAUCAUGGCCCUGGUGGGCAUGGCCUCCAAGCCGCUCCACGUCCGCCGGCUGCAGAAGGCGCUCCACGAGUGGGCCAACAAUCCGGGACUCUUCCAGGGUCCCAUGCUGCCGCACUUGGGUCUCUGCGAAACGCCACCGAAACCGGCUUUGGUCUUCAAUCCGGACACCACUCCCGCCCUGCCCCGCCAGAAGUUCCCCUCGUUCAACCCCUCGGCCACCUCCUCCUUCCAGCCCUCGCCGCUUCCCCCGGCUGCCGUGCCCACAUCCGUUUCGGUUACCGUCCCCGCUGGUCCCUUGGUCACCCAGAUUAGUUGUCCCUCUGCGCCACCGGUGCCCAUGCCCCUGGUCCUGCCCUCCACCCCGCUGACCAGCAGUCCCCAUCCCUCGGCGAACAGCAGUCUGCCAGCGAACACUGCCCACCAGGUAUCCUCCAGUUCGCCCCAGCUCACUCCCGUCCUGACCGAGAUGCAGAUUCAGAGGAUAACCAUGUGUGCCGAGAAGAUCGGUAGGCAGUUGCCCCAAAGGGAACCGCGGGCGCAGACCACCAGGAAGCGAACCACCCGGGAACUGGAGCAGGUGAUCGCCAUGGCGGAACAGGAUCCGCGGCGCAUGGACGAGAUCCGUAAGUACUCGGCCAUCUAUGGGCGAUUCGAUUGCAAGCGGAGGCCGGAGAAGCCGCUGACCUUGCACGAGGUGUGCGUCAAUGAGGCGGCCGCCCAGUUGUGCCGGAAUCCACAGACCAUCUGGCUGCUGACCCGCAGGGAUGAGCUGUUCCCGCUGGCGCGGCAGAUUGUCAAGGAUGCAGGUUUUGGUCAUUCCGCCAGCAUUGCUCGGUACGGUGGUCUGCUCACCCAGCUGCCCUCCCAGGGAGCGGGAUUGGGCGGCGGACGAGCUGGUCCUGGGGACACGGACUGUGAGUCCAGUGACGCCGCCGCCGUUCCCUCCAAGCGACAGCGACUCUCCUCCACGGAGGCCGCCCAACUGCCGCUCGACUUGAACCGGGAAGCCGUCGAGGACUCACGCUACAAUCUGUUUGCCAUGUACCAAAAGUUCGCCAAGCCGCCGUUCGAUCUUACGGAAAUUGCCAAGUUCUCACUUGGCAAGGCGGCUGACUAUGAGGAUAAUGACUCGCGCUUCUCGUUCAGCAACUCCAGUUCGCCGACCAUGCCAGUGAGUAUGUGUUGGAGCUCUACGAGGGCACUCCGCUCGCCGGGAAAAGCCUUAGAGUAA
Molecule: messenger RNA, 1758 nt
Organism: Drosophila subpulchrella
Lineage: Eukaryota; Metazoa; Arthropoda; Insecta; Diptera; Drosophilidae
Gene: nab
Product: NGFI-A-binding protein homolog
Exons: 5
Coding region: 16-1758 (580 amino acids)
Biological process (GO): negative regulation of DNA-templated transcription
Cellular component (GO): nucleus
Molecular function (GO): transcription factor binding; transcription coregulator activity
Source: RefSeq, a predicted model, not a curated record